GGCUUCCUACUUAUGUGGUGAAGUGCAACAAACAGUAUAGCUUUGACUGCCUAUACUUACCUGACGAUUUUUGAUCUUUUUAGUUUAAUGACAUGUUUAAUAAGUUACUGGGUAAUGAUGAGGAAACCUAGCCCUGUCUACUCAUUUGGAUUUGAGAGAUUGGAAGUUCUGGCUGUAUUUGCCUCUACAGUCUUGGCACAAUUGGGAGCCCUUUUUAUAUUAAAAGAAAGUGCAGAACGCUUUUUGGAGCAGCCUGAGAUUCACACGGGAAGAUUAUUAGUUGGUACAUUUGUGGCGCUUUCUUUCAACCUGUUUACGAUGCUUUCUAUUCGGAAUAAACCUUUUGCUUAUGUCUCUGAAGCUGCUAGUACAAGUUGGCUUCAAGAGCAUGUUGCAGAUCUUAGUAGAAGCUUGUGUGGAAUUAUUCCAGGACUCAGCAGUAUCUUUCUUCCCCGAAUGAACCCAUUUGUUUUGAUCGAUCUUGCUGGAGCAUUUGCUUUAUGUAUUACAUAUAUGCUAAUUGAGAUUAACAACUACUUUGCUGUAGACACUGCUUCCGCCAUAGCCAUUGCUCUGAUGACGUUUGGCACCAUGUAUCCCAUGAGUGUGUACAGUGGGAAAGUGCUACUCCAGACAACCCCACCUCAUGUUAUUGGCCAAUUGGAUAAACUUAUCAGAGAGGUAUCUACCUUGGAUGGAGUUUUGGAAGUCCGAAAUGAGCAUUUUUGGACCCUAGGUUUUGGCUCAUUGGCUGGAUCCGUGCAUGUGAGAAUCCGACGAGAUGCGAAUGAGCAAAUGGUUCUUGCUCACGUCACCAACAGACUGUAUACUCUGGUGUCUACUCUGACAGUUCAGAUUUUCAAGGAUGACUGGACUCGGCCUGCCUUACUGUCAGGGCCCGUGACAGCCAGCGCCCUCCACUUUCCGGAUCAUCACGUCAUCCCGAUGCCGCCUUUGAAGAGUGCUGAUGACUCGAAUCCUGUCACAUCCACCCCGGCCAAACCCAGCAGUCCCCCGCCAGAAUUUUCAUUUAACACCCCUGGAAAAAACAUGAACCCGGUUAUUCUUUUAAACACACAAACAAGACCUUAUGGCUUGGGGCUGAAUCACGGGUACACGCCUUACAGCAGCACGCUUUCUCAAGGACUUGGAGUUCCGGGGAUUGGAGCAACCCACGGAGGCAGGACUGCGUUUAUAAACGCGCCAAGUAGAUACGGAGCGAACAGUAGGGUGGGCCAACCGAGACCGUGAGGUACUACUCGCCUGCCGUUUAAUUUAUUUUGACGAGGAAUUCCGACGCCCUCACUUCCGGCUUAUUGCUGGCCCACGUCACGUGAACUGUUCAGUCCUUUACCCCAAAUGCCAGAGAACAGUGAUCUUUCUCACAUUUCACAAAGCCCACAAGUCUAUAUUUUUGUAAAAUGUAUUUGGGGCAGUGAGAUCCUGCUAAAUGUAUAAGAGGCUUUCACAAGACUUGUUCUAGAAAGUGUCCUUCUCUACGUUUGAAUUUUGCUGUCUGCAGUUUUGUAGUUCACUGCCAUGUGGACAUUAACUUGUUAAGAGAACCACCUGAAAAUGGAAAUAUCCAAGAAAAAACAAAGACCCUAGCCACGUGAUUAAUAACAGUAUUUCCAUGCACUUCUUGAAUGUGUAGUACGUUUUAGGAAAGGGGAAAACGUCUGUACCGAAAGUAAAAGUCAGCCUUAUGGCUUUUCACACUCGCUUACUUUUUCCCCGGAGGUCCGUCUGAAUGAUGUCUGGCAGUGGAAAAGCCACCCUUUUGUUACGAGGCACUUCAGCUGCAUUCUAAUUCUAGCAAAUUUCAACACAGUUAUUACGGCCUUUUCAGUUUUUCUCAGUAGAAAGUUUUAAUAUCAUUUGUAAAUUGUUCAUGAUAAUCAGUGUUUUAUUUUAGUUCAAUGAAUACCCAGUCCUCUGGUGGUGUGCAAUGAGAGAAUGCCAGUUCUCCCCCCCCCCCUUUUUUUUUUACAUUUCACUGAAUAUUGACAUAUGAUAGGCCAUCAUUUGUCAACUUAUUUGACUAAAAUUCCUAUUAGCUAAAUUGAUCAAAUAUAUUGUCAAAAUAUGUGGCAUUCUACAUAAUAGGUAAUGUGCUAUCUUUUCAGAGUUUCACAAACAAUUGUGAGUUCUCUGUAUAUAUUUUACCAAACAUAAGGGCCUUCGUUUAUAGCAUAUAGUAUCGCUAGGUCUGCAGAGGCAGUUUCUAACUUAUUUUUACUUUGCUUUGUCAAUAGUAGUGAAUUGUUAACUGUCAGUAUGAGAAUCAUGUUGAUUAUUUAUUUUGACUGUUUUCCAAAUGCAAAUUUUAAGGACUUUGCGUUAUGAUUUGUAUUAUAAAAAAUGUAACAAGUAGUGAUCAUAAAUUACCCAUCAGGUUUAUUCAUUUUAUCAUGAAUUCUGUGAUGAUAGAUUUGAGAAAUGGAUUCUGAGCAGAUACAAUUUCCUAGAAUCCGGCGCCCCUAGAUAUAGCUUUAGGACUUUCUCAGCUGGUGGCCAGCUCCGGAGACUUUCGGUUUUGUUAAAUUGGCAUGCAUUUCUUCAAUCAACUCCUCUCUCAAGCAUGUACAGCGCUUCCAAAUCCUGCUUCCCUGCAGUGGAGUAAUCAGUAUCUGAGAGGCUGGCUGCCCAACUGAAGUAAGCAGAUGGACAGCCACCUGUGGUAGUACUUUACCAUGUCCCGAAUGACUGCAAGGUGACGGGGCAGUUGUCUUUGACUAAGCCACCCUCGUCAGGCAGUAACUUGGACUGCUGCUGAAGAAGAGGAGCCCCUAUCCUUGCCUGCUAGGGGAAAUGACACUUGGUAAAAUGUAGUGAAGCCCCUAAUCAUCUCCCCUGUCUGUUGUCUUGUGCACUCCAGUAAUCACUGCCCCUAUUGUUGAUCUACAGGGUGAUUGAUUGACCUCAAUUAAAGGUGAAAUGAAAUUUGAA
This is a messenger RNA of Echinops telfairi (small Madagascar hedgehog), 2949 nucleotides long. It is a transcript of the gene SLC30A6, whose product is annotated as solute carrier family 30 member 6. Gene Ontology annotation, cellular component: membrane. NCBI's taxonomy places the organism in Eukaryota, Metazoa, Chordata, Mammalia, Afrosoricida, Tenrecidae. The record is from RefSeq and is a predicted model, not a curated record. The coding region runs from base 88 to 1251 and encodes 387 amino acids. The transcript has 12 exons. Gene Ontology annotation, biological process: transmembrane transport; monoatomic cation transport. Gene Ontology annotation, molecular function: monoatomic cation transmembrane transporter activity.